GAAAAACGCUUGUCAGCAUAAUAAAAUGGCUAAUCAGGUGAAUGGUAAUGCGGUACAGUUAAAAGAAGAGGAAGAACCAAUGGAUACUUCCAGUGUAACUCACACAGAACACUACAAGACACUGAUAGAGGCAGGCCUCCCACAGAAGGUGGCAGAGAGACUUGAUGAAAUAUUUCAGACAGGCUUGGUAGCUUAUGUCGAUCUUGAUGAAAGAGCAAUUGAUGCUCUUAGGGAAUUUAAUGAAGAAGGAGCCCUCUCUGUAUUACAGCAAUUUAAAGAAAGUGACCUGUCGCAUGUACAGAACAAAAGUGCAUUUUUAUGUGGAGUUAUGAAGACCUACAGGCAAAGAGAGAAACAAGGCAGCAAAGUACAGGAAUCAACGAAGGGACCAGAUGAAGCAAAGAUUAAGGCUUUGCUAGAGCGGACUGGUUACACUUUGGAUGUAACUACAGGACAGAGGAAAUAUGGGGGUCCUCCUCCAGAUACUGUAUAUUCUGGUGUUCAGCCUGGCAUUGGAACAGAGGUUUUUGUUGGUAAAAUUCCCCGAGACCUUUAUGAAGAUGAAUUGGUACCACUCUUUGAGAAAGCUGGUCCAAUUUGGGAUCUGCGUCUCAUGAUGGAUCCUCUUUCUGGUCAAAACAGAGGUUAUGCUUUCAUUACCUUUUGUAGUAAAGAUGCAGCACAAGAAGCAGUCAAACUGUGUGACAACUAUGAAAUCCGUCCUGGAAAGCACCUUGGAGUAUGCAUCUCCGUGGCAAACAACAGGUUAUUUGUUGGGUCAAUUCCAAAGAACAAAACUAAGGAGAACAUAUUGGAAGAGUUUGGUAAAGUCACAGAGGGUUUGGUGGAUGUAAUUUUGUAUCAUCAACCUGAUGAUAAAAAGAAGAAUCGAGGAUUCUGCUUCUUGGAAUAUGAGGAUCACAAGUCAGCAGCACAAGCUCGCCGACGCCUGAUGAGUGGGAAAGUAAAAGUCUGGGGAAAUGUUGUUACAGUGGAAUGGGCUGAUCCAGUAGAGGAACCUGAUCCAGAAGUCAUGGCGAAGGUUAAAGUUUUAUUUGUAAGAAACUUGGCCACUACUGUGACAGAAGAAAUUCUUGAGAAAUCGUUUUCUGAAUUUGGAAAGCUGGAAAGAGUAAAGAAGUUGAAGGAUUAUGCGUUUGUUCAUUUUGAGGACAGAGGUGCAGCAGUGAAGGCUAUGAAUGAAAUGAAUGGGAAAGAGAUAGAAGGGGAAGAAAUUGAAAUAGUAUUAGCAAAGCCACCGGAUAAGAAAAGGAAAGAACGUCAGGCUGCCAGACAGGCCUCCCGGAGCACUGCGUAUGAAGACUAUUAUUACUACCCUCCGCCUCGCAUGCCACCUCCUAUUAGAGGCCGAGGCCGUGGAGGAAGAGGUGGAUAUGGCUAUCCCCCAGAUUACUAUGGCUAUGAAGAUUAUUAUGAUGAUUACUAUGGCUAUGACUAUCAUGACUACCGUGGUGGCUACGAAGAUCCCUAUUACGGCUAUGAUGAUGGCUAUGCUAUAAGAGGAAGAGGAGGAGGAGGAAGGGGUGGGAGAGGUGCCCCUCCACCACCUAGGGGGCGGGGAGCACCACCACCAAGAGGUAGAGCUGGCUACUCACAGAGGGGGGCACCCAUGGGACCGCCGAGAGGAGCCAGGGGGGGGAGAGGGGGCCCUGCGCAGCAGCAGAGAGGACGCGGUGCUCGUGGAGCCAGGGGCAACCGUGGGGGCAACGUAGGAGGCAAGAGAAAGGCAGAUGGGUACAACCAACCUGAUUCCAAGCGCCGUCAGACCAACAACCAGCAGAAUUGGGGCUCCCAACCCAUCGCUCAGCAGCCGCUCCAGCAAGGUGGUGACUAUGCCGGUAACUAUGGUUACAAUAAUGACAACCAGGAAUUUUAUCAGGAUACUUAUGGGCAACAGUGGAAGUAGACAAGUGAGGAGGGAUUAAGAAUAUUGGAAACAUAGAAUUGGCUAUAGCUCUACAUCUUUCAAAAAAAAAAAAAAAAAAAUUGGCUUAAUGUUUCAUCCUUCAGUAGCGAUUGGCUGCCAUUUGUAUUGGGCUGAAGAAUCACUCUAUUGUGUAUAUACUCGAGUCUCUUAGUUUUCUUUUUUCAUAAACGCACUUGGACAUUACUGGGCUUGCAGAAUUCCUGAACUCCAUAUGGGGUUUCAGUGCUUUUAUCAUUUUAGGCUUCAUUUUAGCAGUUUAAAAGCAGGAAUGGCACACUGUUCAAUCAUGAUUUUGCAGAACCUCUGGUUUUGGACAGUUUCUUCUUUUUCCUUUUUUUUUUAUUUUUAAUUUUUUUUUUUGGAUUUGGGAUAGACUACAUAGGAGUAUGCUGUACAUAAAAGUAAAAGCUAGUGCUUUGUCUUAGUAGUUUUAAGAAAUUACAACAAAUUAAGUUUUCUUGUAUUGAAAAUAACAUGAUUGUAUGUUUUGCAUUCCUAGAAGUAGGAUAACUGUGUUUUUAAAUUGUUAUAACUUCACACCUUUUUGAAAAUCUGCCCUACAAAAUUUGUUUGGCUUAAAACGUCAAAGCCGUGGCAAUUUGUUCCUUGAUGUGAUUGUAUUUCCAAUUUCUUGUUCAUGUAAGAUUUCAAUAAAACUCAAAAAUCUAUUCAAAACAUUACCUAUUUCAAAUUCAAUUGUGUCCUAAAACAUUAUUUCAUUGGUAAUUCUUGUGAAAAAUACUGUUUUCAAAGUAUAACUGCCUAUGUGAGUGAUCAAAUUUGUGCAAAAUUUCCUGUGCUUUCCAGCAUGUAGCACUGUGGACAUCAGACUGAAAACUAGGAGAAAUUGCAGACAGCCCAAAAGGCACUCACUGUUUAAUUGCUGGUCAAUAAUUUAUCAGCAUCCAAUUUUGAAACUUUUUUUUUUCCUAUUUAAAAGUGUUGAAUUGUAUCCAAGCAUUCACAGAGAUCAAAUUUAAAUAUAAGUCUUCUAAUGUAAAGUGGAGAAGGAAGCAGAUCCUACAGUGGUGUUAAUUUUGUUCCUUUGAUGAUGUCCUGUGGAGUCCCUGUGGAGGCUGUUCUGGUAGGAUCCAGCCUUAUUGUAUAACUGAGCAUACAAACACACAGGGAAAUUAUUUUGAUCUCAAGCAUCUUAGUCUAAUCUGAAAUAAUAUUUGACUAGGAAUCAGAAUUACAACUUGGGUGCUGUGGCACGCUAAGCUAACCUCUUGCUAUGGAUAACACAAAUGUACUCUCCAGAUUCUGCUUAUUUCUAUCUUGACAUUUUAAUUUGAUGUUCUGCCAUGAUGAACAAUUUGCCUUAGAAUUCUCCUGCCUUAUAAUAAAGGCUGUUAAAAAGUUUAAGACUUUAUCUUUUGAGGGCAUUGCUAGCUACAUUAUAUUAUGUGUUGCUUUGACCCUUGUCUUGGACAUUCCCAGAUGUCAAUUUUAACUGGCAAAUCAUGACAUUACUCUUCUGUUGCAUCUAAGCCAUUCUGUACCCCAAUGAAGAACAUUUGCUUCUCAAGAAAAGAGAGAAACAAACGGAUUUAUACUUUCUCUAAAGAAAACUAUUGCCGGACUUCUAAAUAUCCAAAUCCAAUACAUUGCUCAUACUUGAUUUACAGCAUUCCAAACACAGACUAUUGAGGAAGUUAAACUUCAGUGGUCAUACUCCUCCCUUUGUCUUCUAUUCCUGUCUGGUGUCUCAAGUGUGUUAUGUCAGAAUAUACCCAGUAAGAUGAGUCUCCCCACACUGCUAUGGAUCUGGAAUGGGAUUGCAGGGUUUGAGUUGUGACCUGAAUCGAAGAUGUCUUUAUCUCCUUCUCAGAAAUGGGUUUGCCCAUGUCAGGCUCUUCCAAUUAAUAGAAUUGGUCAUAAGUAGCUUAAAAGUUCUUCUAAAAAAAUCAGUAUCUAGUAUGUUGGGGUUUGGGGUUAUUUUUCCCCACUUCAUAAAGUUAAUGGGGCCAAGUCAUGUCCUUCCUGUUUCUUACCUGAACAGUGAACUCAGAGGGCUAUUGCCUGAGUAUACACUUCAGGCUUUGGCUUGUGAUAACGAUCUGGUUCGUAAAUCUGUUUUAACACAAAAGUUUUGCUGCCCUAUCUGUAUGACUUUCUGGUAGUUCUACAGCUCUUGUAGUGCCUAGCAGAACCCUGUAGUCCCAAUAAGUACUGGCUUUUCAGUAUUCAUUGUAAAGGGGAUCUAGUGCAAGGAGCUUAAUUGGAAUCCCAUUUCAAGUCCUCUCCAUUCCAUCUUGGAAGAAGGUAGUUUUCCCAUAUUGCACAUGUUAGCCUAGGAGAGGUGAGGUGCUAGUAAAUCCUGUGGGGGGUGUGGGGCGGAAGUGAAACACCUCAGUUAUAGUGAUUACAAAACAGCUGAGAAAGAAAAAAGUUAAAAUUGUCUUCCUCAAUUCCUAAGGCUGAAUCUUGUAUUUACUUCUGCCCAAAUCACCAUUUAUGCUAGUAAAUACGAGGAGUGAGCUAUGCAUUUUUAUAAUUGAAAAUCAUAACAAUUAAACUCAGUAGAAGUUUAUAUUUACAAGAAAUAACAAGUUCUUUGAUUUAUGUGGUUUAUGGCUUCUCAAAUUCACCUUUUAAAUUUGCAGCAGUACUUUUAUUUAGUCUUUAGAUAAGGGGUGCUACAGCUUACUCGAAUAGUGGUGUGUGCUGAACUUGAAGAACUUAAUGAAAAGAUGAAAAAAAAUUAUCAAGCAAAGAUAUUAUAGUACAGUGGAAAACUCAUGCCUGACUCAAGGGAAGAAAUUCUCAGCACAAUUUUGACAUCUAGUUAAAAAAUAAAAUUAAAUUUACUCUUGUGCAUUUCUUUUGAUUGUUUCUUUAGUAUAACUUAGCAAAGAUCCUCUAUAAUAUGUUGAAAAUGGAUUUCAACUUACACACCAAUAUUCAGCUUCUAUGUCCUGCUGGCAUUGGAGGAGGAGCCAUGAAAUGGAGUUUUAAUAAUCAUUUGAUCACUCAUUUAUAGCAGUUGUUUAAAUGUCUGUAUUGAUAAGGUGUUUGACUUAAGAAGCAAGUUACCAGAUUCCUAGCAGUUCCAAAACAUGAGCAAAAUACUUUUAUAGCUACUGUGUUAUUAUAUACUUAAUUUCACUUUAUUAACAAGUCAGUUUACUAAACUCAACUUAUAAUUUUACUAUUUCAUUCAGCAUAGUUUGCAUUUUUUCAAAGUGUUAAAGGUUUAAUUUUUUUCUAGCAAUUGUUUAAGUCUCAGCUUCUGUAGUCUGAUUAUUAAAGAAUGACAACUGCAUUGCUUAAACCUUUCCAAAAUAAACUCGAAGUAGAAGAUCACCGCAUGAUUUUGGUGACUCUGUAUAAAAACCUGACCAUUUUUUGUCCCUUCUAUGUUUGGACAUUAAGCCCAUUUCUGUAAUUUGAACUACACAGAAAAAAAAAACAAACCAGAGGGCACUCUUAUUAUAAGGCUAGGAGGGAAAUAAAUGUUAAGUGCUGAACAAAAAGUCUUAAAUGUCUCAAAAAUAUUUGGUGCCAAGACCUAUAGACCCUACUGAAUGAAUGUAUUUUCAGCAAGACUUAAUUGUUAUCCAGAAAUGCUGGUGGCCCAUCCAUAGAACAGCAAGGACCUAUCCUAGAAAUCUGUCAUCAGCAAUCUUUGAUCAUGCAUGACUUGAGGUGGAGUAUGUGUGUGAUUAAGGAUUGCUGGUAUGGUGGAUGUUGUCAGUGGAAUUCUGUCACUCAUGUGAACUACGUGAGUAGCUCAGAGCCUUAUAGAAAGAGUGUACCACAUUGUGUUCCUGUUUUUUCUAAAGCAACAACAAAAAAAAAGAAGUUAGAGCUUCUGUUAACUUAGAAUUUGAACGAAGCUGUUGUAGUCUAUUGGCUUAAAUUGUUCUUUUGAAACCCAGAGCAGUUUUGUUGAGCAUGUGUUGGUUGAUAAAAUGUGUAGAGUAGGGAGAAAAAAAAAUCACUUGUACUAAAGGGGAACCAUAAGUUUUUGGUCUCAUUCAAAUAAAAUAGUCAAGGUGGA
Messenger RNA from Parus major (Great Tit), 5951 nucleotides. It is a transcript of the gene HNRNPR, whose product is annotated as heterogeneous nuclear ribonucleoprotein R. Gene Ontology annotation, molecular function: mRNA binding. Bases 26 to 1927 code for a protein of 633 amino acids. The record is from RefSeq and is a predicted model, not a curated record. Lineage: Eukaryota; Metazoa; Chordata; Aves; Passeriformes; Paridae. The transcript is spliced from 11 exons. Gene Ontology annotation, cellular component: ribonucleoprotein complex; nucleus.